AAACCUUUUUCCAAAAAGGACAAAGGAACUUAAAUCAGUUGUUCAUAGUGCUCCUGGUUGGAAAUUAUUUGGUAAAGUCCCUCCUAGAGAGAAUAUUCAGAAAACUUCUAAAACCAUUCAGCAGGAAUAUGAAGCACGAACAGGGAGGAUCUGUAAACCACCACCUCCAUCUUCAAGACGUAAAAAUUUUGAAUUUGAGCCACUUUCUACCACUGCCCUGAUUCUUGAGGAUCGACCAUCAAAUCUUCCUGCCAAAUCUGUGGAAGAAGCUUUGCGUCACCGACAAGAAUAUGAUGAGAUGGUGGCUGAGGCAAAAAAACGAGAAAUUAAAGAAGCACAUAAAAGAAAAAAAAUAAUGAAAGAACGAUUUAAACAGGAAGAAAGUAUUGCAAGUGCAAUGGUAAUUUGGAUCAAUGAAAUACUGCCCAAUUGGGAAGUAAUGCGUAGUACGAGAAGAGUUCGAGAAUUGUGGUGGCAGGGAUUGCCCCCUAGUGUUCGUGGGAAAGUUUGGAGUCUAGCUGUAGGAAAUGAACUAAAUAUCACUCCUGAACUUUAUGAAAUUUUCCUCUCAAGAGCAAAAGAACGAUGGAAAAGCUUUGGUGAAACAAGUUCAGAGAAUGAUACAGAAGGUAUAUCUGUUGCUGAUCGAGAGGCCAGUCUGGAAUUAAUUAAAUUGGACAUAUCCCGUACAUUUCCAUCUCUCUACAUCUUUCAGAAGGGUGGCCCAUAUCACGAUGUCUUACAUAGUAUUUUAGGAGCGUACACAUGUUACAGACCAGAUGUUGGUUAUGUCCAAGGGAUGUCCUUCAUUGCAGCAGUCCUCAUUCUCAAUUUGGAAGAGGCAGAUGCCUUCAUUGCAUUUGCAAAUCUCCUGAAUAAGCCAUGCCAAUUGGCCUUUUUUCGUGUGGAUCACAGCAUGAUGUUGAAAUAUUUUGCAACAUUUGAAGUAUUCUUUGAAGAAAAUCUCUCCAAACUAUUUCUUCAUUUCAAGUCUUAUUGUCUUACACCAGAUAUAUACUUGAUAGACUGGAUCUUCACAUUAUAUAGCAAAUCACUACCACUUGAUCUGGCCUGUCGAGUCUGGGAUGUAUUUUGCAGAGAUGGGGAGGAAUUUUUAUUUAGGACUGGAUUAGGUAUCCUUCGAUUAUAUGAAGAUAUUCUCCUACAGAUGGACUUUAUUCACAUAGCACAAUUUCUAACUAAAUUGCCAGAAGAUAUCACAUCAGAAAAGCUGUUCGGCUGUAUUGCAGCCAUUCAGAUGCAAAAUAGCACCAAAAAAUGGACUCAGGUCUUUGCAUCUGUAAUGAAAGAUAUUAAAGAAGGAGACAAGAACAAUAGUCCUGCUCUGAAAAGCUGAUCUACAAAAUGAACAGGCUAAUUGAAAUAUAAAAAAUGUUUUUUUGGAUAGAAGUUUUUGUUUCCUAUGUAGAAAGCAUGGAAGAAAAUGUUAGAGAAAUCUAAAAGAAUCAAGAGGUGGAAAACUGCUGAUUUUAAAUCCCAUAGCUGAAAUAAACAAAAUAAGUAACUUAUUGGCAGUAUUAUAUUGAAAAAUAUUUUAUAGGUGGAGCCAUUUUUCAAAGGAAAGUUUCAAUGGCUAGUUCAUACUCCAUAAUUUGGAGUGAACAGUUUAACGCAAUAAAUUUUUUAAAUAGCUUUGGAGAUACUUCAAAUUUUUACAUCUUUUCUUUUUUAACAAUUACCACAGUGGCACUUUGGAGGUCUGAGUAUGAUUAUUAAAUACUACUUUAACCUCCAAAAUACUAUAGUACAGAUAUUAUCUCCAGAUCUGACCGUUUGAAGAUACUACAGACCAAGAGUAAGCACUGACUGUAAAUCAUAUAAGUCACUAAAGAUGUUGUUUACCUUCAUUCACAGGUUGGAGCAAAUUUGGGUUUUCUGGGAAAUGGAAACAUUAGUGGGAGAUUAUUGUUUGUUUAGGUGUUUUUCCACAAUAUUGUGUCUAUUUGUUUUUGAAGGGAAAUUCUUUCUCUUCCUUAAGGAGUUCCUAUCAAAGAGUUUUAGCCUCUCUGUUUCUAACAAACUGCUCAUCUAGUAAUUUUACAUUAAGAAAACUAAAAACUGGUAGAAGGAAAGUUCUUUGCACUUUAAUGGAUUGAAGACUUGACUUUGAGAGUAAGUCCAAAAAAAUAAAUGAGGAUUUUCCCUAGUAAGAAUUAAAAGUAAUGAAUCCUGAGAGUUCAAGCAUGCUACUCAGCAAGACUUUAAAUUUUUUAGUUAAAAUAACUCCACUGUCUGUAGAAACAAAAUUUGUUAAUUUCAGUUUAAAAUUUGAAAUCUUAAUACAUAGCUAAGUCCAUGACUUGUAAAACACCAGGCAUAAUUUUUUCUAAUCAGUGGAAAUAAGAGUAAAAUAAGAAGGUAAAAUUAACUUUUUUUCUGAGUCUAACUUUGAUAGCAUUAUGGAUAAAGAAAUUAUUAAUCAUUGGUAAAUUGGCAUUGUUUAUUACACUAUAUUUAAUUUUUACACCUAAACUAAAUCACUUUAGUAUUAUUAGUGAUUGCUGUAUAACAUGCUAUUUGGUUAAUAAUUAGAUUUAUAGUGUGUUUUUAUGUUGCAGUUUGGUUUGAAACGACACUUAAGCACACUAUUUCUAUUAGUGGUAUAUAGUCUUUACACUAACAAGCUUGAGAUCCUUGUUAAUGUAGUGACUGCCUCUUUAGGAGUAUGGGACCAGAGGAUGCCCAAAUAUUUUUACCCCAUGGGUCAUUCUAGUUGAGGGACUACUAGUGGAACCCUCAGAAGUUAACUCCUGUCAUAGGGGCUUGUUUAGUGGAAACCGGCAGUGUAAUAAAAUAUUGAGGGAGUAGGAUGACCUUUUAAUUCUGGUAACUACAUCCUUGGUAUUGGUGUUUCUGAUAGAGGGAAUGUAACCUCUGGCAGUAAUCUCAUUGAGGUUAUUCUACUUGCCUAAAUUUAAUCUUACUUUUAUGUAUUCGUUCCCUGAAUUGGACCUAAGUUACUGUAUUUCUUUUUCUUAUUUUUUAUUGUACAGUUUCUUUACCUUUCAAGUAUAAAUGUGUAUAUAAAAUGUAAAUACAAGGAAUUCACUAAAAACCACUCAUAACAAUUACUGUGUAAAUAAAACUCGUAAGCAGAGUAAUUA
Messenger RNA from Galeopterus variegatus (Sunda flying lemur), 3125 nucleotides. RefSeq names its product TBC1 domain family, member 12 (gene TBC1D12). NCBI's taxonomy places the organism in Eukaryota, Metazoa, Chordata, Mammalia, Dermoptera, Cynocephalidae. The annotation marks the transcript as partial. The record is from RefSeq and is a predicted model, not a curated record. The transcript has 12 exons.